AUGUACAAGCUAGUCUAUGUGGAUGAUCUACUUAUCACAGGAAACGACAAACAAGCCAUUUCCGUCUUCAUCUCUCAGCUCGGCGCACGCUUCAAUCUAAAGCAUCUUGGGUUAGCAAAUCAUUUUCUUGGCAUAAGUAUUCAGUCUAACGCUAACUCAUAUUUUUUGUCUCGGCAAGCAUAUGCAGAAUCCAUCUUAUGUCAAGCAGGCCUUCAGACGUGCAAGCCGCUGGCCAAUCCUACGGCAACCAAAUUACCGACUGACUUCACGCCAGAUACCACACUGUCCAACCUGGCAUUUUACAGGCGGAUUACCGGAUCUCUUCAGUAUCUUACCUUAACUAGACCGGACAUCGCGUUCGCGGUCAACGUAAUUUCUCAAUAUAUGCAUAAUCCUUUAUAUAAUCAUGUCUAUCUGUUAAAACGCCUUCUCAGAUAUAUACAAGGCACUUGGCACUUCGGACUUCCUAUCACCAAAUCGGAUCUUCAGCUUCGCACCUUCUCCGACGCAGACUGGGCCGGCGAUCCGCUAUCCAGAAAAUCAACCACCGGACACUGCACCUUUCUCGGUACCACUCUAGUCUCUUGGGCAGUCAAGAAACAAACGACGGUGGCACGAUCAUCUACCGAAUCCGAAUAUCGUGCAUUAGCAACAGCUACCGCCGAUGUGAUUUGA
Dendrobium catenatum is the source of this 675-nucleotide messenger RNA. RefSeq lists its product as uncharacterized. The transcript has a single exon. NCBI's taxonomy places the organism in Eukaryota, Viridiplantae, Streptophyta, Magnoliopsida, Asparagales, Orchidaceae. The record is from RefSeq and is a predicted model, not a curated record. The coding region runs from base 1 to 675 and encodes 224 amino acids.